CCCGCCCUUGCUAGCAGACGCCUCCCGCCCCCCGCAUUGCUGAUGCUGCUGCUGGCAGACAUGGACGUGGUGAAUCAGCUGGUGGCCGGGGGUCAGUUCCGGGUGGUCAAGGAACCCCUUGGCUUCGUGAAGGUGCUGCAGUGGGUCUUUGCCAUCUUCGCCUUUGCCACAUGCGGCAGCUACAGCGGAGAGCUCCGGCUGAGCGUGGAGUGUGCCAACAAGUCCAAGAGCGACCUCAACAUCGAGGUCGAGUUCGAGUACCCCUUCAGGCUGUACCAAGUGUACUUCAAGGCACCCACCUGCAGAGGAAGCACUACUGAGAUCUUCCUGGUGGGGGACUACUCCUCAUCAGCUGAAUUCUUUGUCACGGUGGCCGUGUUUGCCUUCCUCUACUCCAUGGGAGCACUGGCCACCUAUAUCUUCCUGCAGAACAAGUACCGGGAGAACAACAAAGGACCCAUGCUGGACUUUCUGGCCACAGCAGUGUUCGCUUUCAUGUGGCUGGUUAGCUCGUCAGCGUGGGCCAAGGGGCUGUCAGAUGUAAAGAUGGCCACGGACCCAGAGAACAUUAUCAAGGAGAUGACUGUCUGCCGCGAGGUGGGGAACACAUGCAAGGAACUGCGGGACCCCGUGACCUCUGGCCUCAACACCUCAGUGGUGUUGGGCUUCCUGAACCUGCUGCUCUAGGUCGGCAACCUGUGGUUGGUGUUCAAGGAGACAGGCUGGGCCGCCCCAUUCCUGCGCGCGCCUCCCGGUGCCCCCGAGAAGCAACCAGCGCCCGGAGACGCCUACGGAGAGGCGGGCUACAGGCAGGGCCCCGGCGGGUACGGGCCCCAGGACUCGUACGGGCCCCAAGGCGGCUACCAGCCCGACUACGGGCAGCCCGCUGGCGGCAGUGGUUACGGGCCCCAAGCCGACUAUGGGUAGCAAGGCUACAGCCCCCAGGGUGCGCCCACCUCCUUCUCCAAUCAGAUGUAG
Choloepus didactylus (southern two-toed sloth) is the source of this 978-nucleotide messenger RNA. RefSeq names its product synaptophysin (gene SYP). Gene Ontology annotation, cellular component: synaptic vesicle membrane; synaptic vesicle; presynaptic active zone. Lineage: Eukaryota; Metazoa; Chordata; Mammalia; Pilosa; Megalonychidae. The record is from RefSeq and is a predicted model, not a curated record. The transcript has 6 exons.